This is a messenger RNA of Coprinopsis cinerea okayama7#130, 1137 nucleotides long. RefSeq lists its product as hypothetical. Bases 1 to 1137 code for a protein of 378 amino acids. Lineage: Eukaryota; Fungi; Basidiomycota; Agaricomycetes; Agaricales; Psathyrellaceae. The record is from RefSeq and is a predicted model, not a curated record. The transcript has 6 exons.
AUGUCUGCCAAGCCCUCUACAGACCUGCUAGCCGCGGUCUCAGAGCUGCAUCAAUUUAUUUCAACAAUCCCCUCAUGGAAGAACACACCCGACGAACAGAAAAAGAAAGAAGAACUUCUAAACCUCACGAUCAAGGCUUAUAGGAAAGUGAAGGCCGAAGGGUUCCGCGAAGAGAAACAUCUCGGUCAUUCACUGAUCAAUUGGAUCAACAGCUGGUCCCGUCCGUACGCCUCAACACCUCACAAUAUUCCACUCUCCAUCUUUUCGGACAAUGACUUCUCCAAACCCCCACCCCUGCUCAAGAAAUACAGUACCACGACGGCGAAACCCAAAGGAUCCUCCUCCAAGCGACGCAAGCGCUCUCCCUCUCCCCCUGACGAGUCCGACGACGCCGAUGAGAAAGACAAGGUAGACCGUGACCAGGACGAAGGAGAAGAAGAGGAUGACGCUGAAGAUGACGAAGAUGAAGACGAUAGUGAGGACGAGGACGAGGAUGAGGACGCGCAGGGUCGAACCCAGAAGGGUCGCAAUCAAUCGAGCAAGAAGGCUCCCCCGAAGGAUUCCAUAGUGGUGAAGAAGGAGAAGUCGGUCCCGCCUACGAAACCCCAGCCUACAAAGGUCGCACUUAACGCAAAAGCUCAAAAGCAGGUCCUCGGCCAUACUCGCGCUUUGAUGGAAGUGUUCAAGAACGAACGCAAGGAUUACCUUCAAGAGAAUUGUGACCUCAAGGAACAUCUUCACAAAUUAGAGGGCUCUUUCAACGAACACCGACUCGAGAUGAAGAACAUGCUGGCGUCAUUCAAGGACCACAGCCUAGGCCUCGCUUCCAAGGCUACACCGGACCACCGACCCACCACCAACAGUAACCCCGGCAUGUCGAACGACAAUGCCUCAACAGCUGCCCCUGAUCCUCCGGCUCUGAACCAGUCCACCACCCCUGCUGUACCUGCGAACCUAUUCGAAGAAUGGAAUUACCAUUGCGGCCAAGUCCAGCAAGGGUCAUAUCCUCCACUGCCUCAAAGUCAAGUCGCCAACAACUACAUCACCCAACUGACCCCCAUGGAAAUCAAGACCCUUAUUAAUUAUCCCGACGGUGACAAUGCAUCAUCGUCUGGCCCCGGUCAGCCCCAACAUUGA